AGGGACGUUCCGAAAUGACGUGGCCCUAUCACUUCUCUCUUCUUGAAAAAUCACUUCACAAAUUUGUUGCCGUAAAGAAACACCGAACAAUAUUUGAAGAAUAAUGGUACUGUUUCACGAUGUCUUCGACGCGGCUCAAAAGAACGGAUUAGUGAUUCCAUCGGCUUCAUCGGUUGUUCGUACCGCAAAAUGUUCAUCAGCUGCCACUUCUGUUGCUGCUCCGAUUGAAUUUGGCUCCAGUCAAUUCUAUGCAAUGUGUGCUCUUGGAGGAUCUCUUUCCUGUGGAUUGACUCAUUUUGCAAUCACUCCGUUGGAUAUUGUCAAAUGCCGUAUUCAGGUCAACAAAGAAAAGUAUGGAAGCAUGGUGCAAGGUUUUAAAGUGACCAUAGCUGAGGAUGGAGUUCGUGGUCUUGCUCGUGGAUGGGCUCCAACAUUCAUUGGUUAUUCGGCUCAAGGACUUGGAAAAUUCGGAUUCUAUGAAGUUUUUAAAAACAUCUACAGCUUGUCUUUAGGAGAGGAGAAUGCCUAUAUUUGGAGAACUUCGAUCUAUCUUGCCGCAUCUGCUUCUGCUGAAUUCUUUGCCGACAUCUUCUUGGCUCCAAUGGAAGCAGUGAAAGUUCGUAUGCAAACAUCUCCAACUGCUCCAACAACUCUUCGUGCAUGUGCUCCAAUGAUUUACAAGCAGGAAGGGCUCACUGGAUUCUUCAAGGGACUGCCACCUCUUUGGACUCGCCAGAUUCCAUACACCAUGAUGAAGUUCACUUGUUUCGAGAAAACUGUGGAGCUUCUCUAUCAGUACGUUGUUCCAAAACCACGUGCUCAAUGCUCAAAGUCUGAACAAUUGGCGGUUACUUUCACAGCUGGAUACAUUGCUGGUGUUUUCUGUGCUGUCGUGUCUCAUCCUCCAGAUGUUCUUGUUUCAAAACUGAAUCAAGAUUCAAAUGCCAGUGUUGGAAGUCUUGUCAAACAACUUGGAUUCAAGGGACUUUGGGGAGGACUUGGUCCAAGAAUCAUUAUGGUUGGAACUUUGACUGCUCUUCAAUGGUUCAUCUAUGAUUCGUUCAAGGUUGCAAUGAAUCUUCCUCGUCCACCACCACCACAAAUGCCAGAAUCUUUGAAGAAGAAGCUUGGAAUUCCGGGAACCACUGAAGUUGCUCCAGUCGCUGAAAAAGUUGCUGCUCCAGAGAAAAACGCAAAAUGUGAGAAACCAGGAAAGGUCGACAAGAAGCAGGAAAAGAAGGAGAAGAAAGAAAAGAAGGCCAAGAAGUCGGAAGAAGCUGUUUAAACAUCUUGAUAACUAUUAUUGGGCCCUUUUAGUUUGAUUGUGUAGUAAUAAAACAUUUCUGGAAUUGCA
Caenorhabditis elegans is the source of this 1354-nucleotide messenger RNA. RefSeq names its product Phosphate carrier protein, mitochondrial (gene T05F1.8). The coding region runs from base 104 to 1285 and encodes 393 amino acids. Gene Ontology annotation, biological process: mitochondrial phosphate ion transmembrane transport. The transcript has 4 exons. Gene Ontology annotation, molecular function: phosphate transmembrane transporter activity. Gene Ontology annotation, cellular component: membrane; mitochondrial inner membrane. The record is from RefSeq and is marked reviewed. NCBI's taxonomy places the organism in Eukaryota, Metazoa, Nematoda, Chromadorea, Rhabditida, Rhabditidae.